Messenger RNA from Exophiala bonariae, 3639 nucleotides. RefSeq lists its product as uncharacterized. The record is from RefSeq and is a predicted model, not a curated record. Gene Ontology annotation, molecular function: ATP-dependent chromatin remodeler activity; ATP binding. The transcript has a single exon. Gene Ontology annotation, cellular component: nucleus; cytoplasm. Bases 1 to 3639 code for a protein of 1212 amino acids. Gene Ontology annotation, biological process: double-strand break repair via homologous recombination. Lineage: Eukaryota; Fungi; Ascomycota; Eurotiomycetes; Chaetothyriales; Herpotrichiellaceae.
AUGGCCCAAGAUCCAGAGCCCGAUCCCACCCACCUCGAGGCAGUGGAGGCCAUUCAAGACGAGAUAUCGCUUUAUGAAGGCAUGCUCGCCAGUCUGGUUCACUCCAUCUCUUAUGGUGAGUGUGGUGAAGACGACCGGGAGACACGGGACUCUAUUCGAGAUACCAAGGCCAAUCUGAAGAAUCUCCGUCAACAACUGCGCUCUCUCGAAUCCUCUCAAGAUCAACCCUCACCAGAGAUGGAUUCACUUGACAUCCCAGAAGAUAUCACAGAUGAAGCAACAGCCAUUCCACCAACCCAUAGUGCUACCAACUCCACGACGCACUCUUUCAAUCGCUCACAGACCUUGAUGCCUCUCCCCAGUCAUGAGCCAUCUUUUCGAAAACGCCAGAGAACGCACUUUGACUAUGAUCACGAUGAGCCCGAGUCAAAGUCUCGCCGUACAAGUCCAAAUCUGUCUGCUGCCCCAUCUUCAUCGGCUUCCACCGACAGCAAUGACAGUUCGGACACGAGUGAUGACCCUCUGAUGUCUAUCCUUUUCAAACGUGGACCGAAUGCUCGACAACAGAAAUAUUUGCGCCAGCUGGAGGAAAGAAAAAAGCAGGAAGAGGCUGAUGCUCAAUUGGCACAAAAGUUAUCUCAGGAAUUCAAUGACACAGACAACGCAACCAAGAUAAAGAACCCAUCUGCCCCCAGCGCUGAGUAUUCUCAGUUGUUCCUGAGGACCAACGGCUCCAUCAAUCAACAACUUCCAACCGUCAAAUCUGAACCAGGUCUCCCUUCUGGUCGACGAUCAUCAGCGCUAUUCGCUACUCCCAGCCGUGAUCCCUGGAGUAAAACCCCCAUUAAGAAUGACCCGGUCUCUCCAUCUCCUUCAACGCCUGUCAUUAAGAACAACCCCAUGUCACCAUCCCCUUCGGGCCCUGUCAUACGAGUCAAGCCUGAGUUCACUCCUGCAAGUGGACCUGCUGGGCUGACAACUCCAGCCACUACAGGAAGAAUCCCUGCUCGUGUCAAUACCUACGAUCCUGUCAAAUCGGAGAUCAAAACAGAGCCAGGACGAUAUGCAAGUACACAGAAUGUUCCAGCGAUGACGAUGCCUGGUUCCGCUCCGGCAGCUAUGCCUGGAGCUUUUCCAGAUUCUAAACCUUACACCAGUUUAGGUGGCAACCCCGUCUAUCGUUACCCCGAGUACAACAGUUCAACUUCCGCCUUGGGCAGUUCCACUGAAGUUCCCGGCUUCCCUUACCCCUUCGACGCCCGUCCCCUGCCGUAUACGGAUCUGGGCCAUGAAUAUGCCGAUCCCACCAAAACAAAGGAGGAAUUGGAGGAGCUUAUGAAGAACAUCAGACCUGAUGAAGAACUCACCCAAGAGGAACUGGUUCGACCUCCACAGAACCUCAAAGCAACCCUAAUGCCUCACCAGCUGAAAGGUCUGACAUGGAUGCGAAAAAUGGAGGAAGGCUCAAACAAGGGCGGAAUUUUAGCGGACGACAUGGGGUUAGGCAAGACUGUACAAAGUAUUGCACUGAUGCUUGACCGUCCCCCAGCCCCGGGUACUUUUCGACCAACUCUGAUCGUCGCCCCAGUCGCGUUGAUGCAUCAAUGGGAGAGGGAAAUCAACAAGUUCGUCAAGAGAAGUUCGCAUAUGAAUAUCUAUGUCUAUCACGGUGCCUCCAAACGAGCUUCUUGGGCUGCUAUGAAGUCCUACGAUGUCGUUCUUACCACAUACGGCACGUUGGCAGCUGAGCUAAAACGUCAACUCGCCUGGGAGGAGAAGCUGAAGUUGGUGCCUGACGCACAACCAUCAGCUUCUCAACAGUGCCCUAUUUUGAGUGACCGUUCCCACUUUCACCGAAUCAUCUUGGACGAGGCCCAAAAUAUCAAAAACAGGUCUGCAAAGGCCGCGCUUGCAGCAUGUCGAAUCAGAGCUGACUAUAGAUGGGCAUUAUCCGGUACUCCCAUGCAAAACAAUGUGGAAGAGAUGUACAGUCUUGUCAAAUUCAUUCGCAUUCGACCUUACAACGACUGGCAAAAGUUCUCCAAAGAUAUUGCAGGUCCAUUGAAGCGGAGUCGAGUGGAGCGUGAGGCAAAGAAAGCGAUGCAAAUUCUUCAGGCCCUCCUUCGAGCAAUACUAUUGCGUCGUACCAAACAAUCUAAGAUUGACGGCAAACCUAUUCUUCAGCUGCCACCAAAAACAACAUCCGAGGAAAGAAUCGCUUUUGGUGAAGAUGAAUUGACAUUCUACAAGUCCCUGGAAGUCAAUGCUCAAAUUCAAUUCAAUAAGUUUCUCAGCCGAGGUGCAAACGGAGGCAUUGGAAGGAAUUAUUCAAAUGCACUUGUUCUGCUUCUUCGACUGCGACAAGCAUGUUGUCAUCCACGUCUCGUUGUGGAUAGCAGUGAUUUCAUGGUUCAAGUGGCAGGCUCGCUUAGUCCUGAUGAUCUCUUGAGCAAUGCUGCAGAACUCCAACCACAAGUUGUUGCUCGUCUCAAAGGUCAGGAUGCUUUCGAAUGUCCUGUGUGCUUUGACGGUACAGAAAAUCCAGUUGUCUUUCCAUGUGGCCACACCCUCUGCAACGAUUGUCUUAGUAAGAUUAUUGAUCAGUUUACCAACAAUGAAGAGGAUGGUCGUCCAGCAAUGCCAACCUGUCCUGCUUGUCGAGCAAAGAUUGAUUCCAAGAAGGUGACUGAUAUUGCCAGUUUUCUAAAGGUGCACGAUCCUACUCGAGCUGAAGAAGCAGGUUUUGACAAAGCUCAAAACGAUGACGAUGAGGAUGAUGACUCUUCAAGUGAAAGCGAGAGCGAGGAGGAUGACGAGGACGAAGAUUCGGAUCUUGACGGAUUCAUCGUUCCAGACGACUGUGAAGCGGAUUCGGAUUUGGCCGAGGAGCCUAAAGUGAAGCAGUCGAAGAAGAAGAAGAAGUCAACUGUUCACAAAUCCAAGUCCAAAAUGUUCAAACCAAAGGGCCCACCAAAAACUUUGGCAGUUCUUCGAAAGGAAGGUCUGAAGAACAAGGCAGCCAAACGUCAGUAUUUGAGACGUUUACGAAAGACAUUUGAGCCAUCCGCAAAAACUAUCAAGACUGUUGAACUCCUUGAGGAAAUCAAAGCCAAGGGUCAGAACGAAAAGACCAUCAUUUUCUCCAACUUUACAUCAUUCCUCGACCUACUCGAAGUUCCACUGUAUGAUCACAAGGAUUUCCGCAACUAUGUUCGAUACGACGGAUCAAUGUCUUCAAGCGACAGAAAUGCAGCUGUACUCGAGUUCACAGACAAUCCUCAUUGCAACGUCAUACUGGUGAGCUUGAAAGCCGGCAAUGCUGGCCUGAAUCUCACGGUCGCCAAUCAUGUCGUCAUGCUUGAUCCUUUCUGGAAUCCCUUUGUCGAAUACCAGGCCGCAGAUCGGUGCUACAGAAUCGGUCAACAAAGAGAUGUAACUGUACAUCGUAUUUUGAUUGGUGGUGAAGGAUUUGAGGACAAGCCUCUGGAACAAGGAUUCACUGUGGAAGAUCGAAUUCUUGCUUUACAGGAAAAGAAACGUGCACUGGUCGAAACUGCUCUCGACGAGUCUGCCGGUCGUAAUGUGGCUCGGCUAGGUGUUCGAGAGCUAGGUUACCUGUUCGGGCUCAACGGCAUCUGA